This is a messenger RNA of Sinocyclocheilus anshuiensis, 1400 nucleotides long. RefSeq lists its product as uncharacterized. NCBI's taxonomy places the organism in Eukaryota, Metazoa, Chordata, Actinopteri, Cypriniformes, Cyprinidae. The coding region runs from base 69 to 761 and encodes 230 amino acids. The transcript has 4 exons. The record is from RefSeq and is a predicted model, not a curated record.
AUCAGCUCAUUAGUACAAACUCCAAAACCUCAGAUUGGUUUGUCAGAGAGACAAAAAAGCUACAGUGCAUGUCACAAUAUCUGAAGGCCAGGGUGUGCAGGCGGUGGGACAAACUGCAGGAAUAUUUAAAUUCCGCCGACAGCUACAGUAUCUGCGACGCAAAAGGGCUGGCGAUUGCGGAUACAACAGAGACCAAAGAUUUGGAAUUUUGGAAAACAUCGAGCUGGAAGGUAUACGCCAUCAGAACUGUAGACCUGGCCAAGCUCAAGACGGGAAGACUUGAAAGUGCUUCCAAAAAGAAAAGGGUGCACUCUGAAGAAAAUGAAGUUCUAGAUGGCCUGCUCGACGUUGAGCUUGAGAUAAAAAACUCUGCAUCAAGGCUAGCUGAAAACAUGGAUGAAAAAUUUAGCGAGCCAACCAUUUCAGUCGCCCACAUUAAGGCGAAUGUCCUACAGGUAGUGCAACAGAUUGAAGUGUUAGCGGAGAUGAAGGAGAAAAUUUCUGAAGUGUCAAGGUCACUAUCCGUUGCGUCCUCUCUGCGAGAUGCGGUAGCAUGCAAGAUGUGCACAAACAUGCCCAAUUCUGUGCUUGUUAUAACUGCAUGUUGUGGGCAGGUGGCAGGGUGUGGCCCCUGCAUCCAGACGCAUCUAAACGACAACGACAGCUGCCUUUUGUGUAAAGCAAAUAUGUUCGCAGGCAAACUGGUGUUUUUAAGAGGCCUGAGUGAGGUGCUAGCAAAACUGACGAAUGAAGCGACUUAAAUGGGGUCUGGCUGACCGUGUUUGGCUCAGAAGUUAAGAAAUAAUAUUGUUUUACAUAUUUUUAUAUGCAUUUGUUGUAUACCUUGCUUUGUUGUAUUUUGUUUAGAAUCUUGGGCACGGUGUUCAGGGGUUAGUACGGCAUCUGGCCGAGUAAUUUUUGUUUUUCUGUAUCACAUUUUUGUAUGUGUACUGUGUAGGGGUGUAAAUUCAUAACAGCCAGCUAAGUUUAUUUGUGUAGUCCAGUGCCACAUACAGUAUCUUAAUGGGCAUUACUGUUCCACAGCAGUUUAUGUUCCUGUUCCUGAAUAGGCCAUUUAAGAGAGACCCCCCAUUUUCUUCUAUACACUGUUGUUAUAUGAACCACAGCACAUUUUGGCUCUCCUAGCAGAAUAUGCUUGUCUAGGGUAAUUUCACUGUUAAAAACACCAUUCAUAGCACUGAUAGUGAUACAAGGUUUGUUGUAUAUCUUGUGGGGUAUUAUGAGAAACUAAAUUCUGAAUUUAACAAAUGUUAUAAAUGUUUUUAUUAUGGUAAUUAGCAAAUGUUAAAAUAAACCAGUUAAGCUUGCAAAUGGACUUAUGUCAUUAAUGCCAGUUACGUGUGACACUGACCCCACACUAAGUUCACGAUAGUCAUAGU